This is a messenger RNA of Ilyonectria robusta, 714 nucleotides long. RefSeq lists its product as uncharacterized. NCBI's taxonomy places the organism in Eukaryota, Fungi, Ascomycota, Sordariomycetes, Hypocreales, Nectriaceae. The record is from RefSeq and is a predicted model, not a curated record. The transcript has a single exon. The coding region runs from base 209 to 595 and encodes 128 amino acids.
CUUUACGCUAAAGAAGGGGCUGGCACUGCCGUGAGCGUUACAUCGCGAGAUAGACGCGACCACCGAGGAGAUCCUCGUCACGGGUGGGGGUUCGGAGGCCGAGGCGCGUCGCGCGACGAGAGCCGCGAAAUCAGCCGCGAAAGCCCAGAAAAAUGUACAGGCAGCCGCAAGCAAGGCCGGAACGUCAAAGAAUGCUUGCGCAGAGCAAAUGGCAGCAGGGGACAGCGACCGUGGCAACGCGGUGGAGGGAUCACAGGCCACGGCGAGCGCGGUGGGCAGCAAUGGAUCGCGAACCCAGACGGUGCUCCGGACGAUGCUCCAGGAAACAUCGAGCCAUCUCAUGAGCGAACAGAAGCAGAUGCUGGAGAGGCUCUGGGACGCGUUGAUGGAGAACCAGAACAAGGCGACAAAGGUGAUGAGCGAUCAGCUGGAGACGUUCGGACGACUCGAGCAGGAAAUCCGUUCGAUCAGGACCGAGGCAGCCGAAGACCGGAAGAAGACACAAGAGCUUAGACGCAUGCACGAACAGACGGCUCACCAGCUCAAGGCAGUGCGAGAGGAGACAGCUGAACAGCUUAAGCAGAUGCGAGAAUAGAUGAACGGGCAGCUUGGGCAGGUACGACAGCAAACGGCAGAAGAAAUAAGACAGCUACGAGAGCAGCUGGACGCAGUAUUACUAAUAAUAUAAACAAUAUGAUAUUAGCAAUAUAGACC